GAGUUUCUCACAGAAACAGAGGUUUUCCGCAGUUUGGGUGUUCCAGGAAUCGGUUUCAGAAUGAGUCUUCAGGCGUCUUCUUCCUAUGCCUUUGGCAUUUCUUCGUUCGUAUCUCCUCCCAGACGUGUCCGCCACGUCCCUGAAAUCCGAGCCAAAGUGGAACCAUCGGAUAAGUCUGUUGAGAUAAUGAGGAAAUUCUCAGAGCAAUACGCUCGUAAGUCAGGAACAUAUUUCUGUGUUGAUAAAGGAGUCACUUCUGUUGUCAUUAAGGGAUUGGCUGAUCACAAAGAUUCAUUAGGUGCACCGCUUUGUCCUUGUAGGCAUUAUGAUGACAAACCAGCUGAGGCAGGGCAGGGCUUUUGGAACUGUCCAUGCGUUCCCAUGAGGGAGAGGAAGGAGUGCCACUGCAUGCUUUUUCUCACUCCUGAUAAUGAUUUUGCCGGCCAGGAUCAGACCAUCUCCUUGGAAGAAAUCAGAGAAUCAACCGCAAAUAUGUAAUGCUUAGUGUAUUGAAUUCUCACCUCUUUUAACAAUCACCACUUGUAUGUAUGUUCAUAUGCUAUGAGGAACCGAUUCUGGUUUUCUCCUACAUUCUACAUUUUCUCUCUUUCCUUCAUUCCUCAUUUGCUCAGAGCUCCUGUCAUGGAUCCCCAAUAAUACCUUUGGAAAUGGCAAAUAACCACACGAUCUGCACAGCUUCUACAUAUCCUCUGGAAAGGAAUGCAAUAAUCAGACCCUAUCAAUGAAAUGUAUACUAAUUUGACUUGAUUCUCUCUCAAACCUCCCAGAGAAGAACCAGCAAAUUUUUUAGCAGUGUUUUCGAAUUCAAGGUAGCUGAAGCCAUGCAAGGCCUCUGUGGAAUGCCUGAGUCAAAGUAGAGGUAGCUGAAACUGUGUUUGAAGCUUGUGAUUUUGGUAGUUGCAACAAUCAAUUUUGCAAUGGUUCUGGAUUUAGAACAUUUGUUGUCAAA
Messenger RNA from Vitis riparia (riverbank grape), 970 nucleotides. Its product is annotated as ferredoxin-thioredoxin reductase catalytic chain, chloroplastic. The transcript has 6 exons. The coding region runs from base 61 to 498 and encodes 145 amino acids. Gene Ontology annotation, molecular function: oxidoreductase activity, acting on iron-sulfur proteins as donors. NCBI's taxonomy places the organism in Eukaryota, Viridiplantae, Streptophyta, Magnoliopsida, Vitales, Vitaceae. The record is from RefSeq and is a predicted model, not a curated record.